Molecule: messenger RNA, 1058 nt
Organism: Phalaenopsis equestris
Lineage: Eukaryota; Viridiplantae; Streptophyta; Magnoliopsida; Asparagales; Orchidaceae
Product: serine carboxypeptidase-like 40
Exons: 4
Biological process (GO): proteolysis
Cellular component (GO): vacuole
Molecular function (GO): serine-type carboxypeptidase activity
Source: RefSeq, a predicted model, not a curated record
CGCAUAUUCAAAUUUGGAGAUCAAAGCCGGCUGGAUACCUUUCUACAUUUCAACAGGUCCAUUUGGCCACUGUUCAUGAAAGUAUUAGUAGCUGUGGUCCAUUCCACCAAAUAAACUCCAAGCGAUCCCUUCCCUAUAUAAUCCAGUGUAUUUCAGAUUUCCAUAACAACUCGUCUUCAUCAAUAACAAAGAAGACGAUGAAGAUGACCAACUUAUUUUGGCUGACAAUACUAUUAUGUUCCUGCUUCUCAUUACCACGCCUGCACGAAGCUAGCCAAGAAGAGACGCUAGGAAAGCUGAUAGAAGCAAAGAGGUCAUCAUUUUCUUCCCAACAAUCUGAUUUAGUCUCGGGAUUUGAGACCACUAAGUCCACCAAAAGGGCCAAUCUCAACGCACAGGAUGGGUCAAUGGAAGGAGAUAAAAUCUCCAAGCUUCCAGGCCAACCUGAAGGUGUUGAUUUCAAUCAGUAUGCAGGUUACAUUACUGUGGAUUCAGAGAAUGGAAGGGCGCUUUUUUACUAUUUCGUGGAGUCACCAACUGAUUCAUCCAGUAAACCGCUUCUUUUGUGGUUAAAUGGAGGACCCGGAUGCAGCUCGCUUGCUUAUGGAGCUAUGAUGGAACUAGGACCAUUCAGAGUAAACAGUGAUGGAAAAACUCUCCAAAGAAAUAUUUAUGCAUGGAAUAAUGUGGCAAACGUAAUCUUCUUGGAAUCUCCUGCGGGUGUGGGUUUCUCAUACUCGAAUACGACGUCGGAUUAUGAUAAGAAUGGAGACAAGAGAACUGCUGAUGAUUCCUACACAUUUUUAGUAAAUUGGAUGGAGAGAUUUCCACAGUACAAGAAUAGAGAUUUUUUCAUAACUGGCGAAAGUUAUGCUGGCCAUUAUGUACCUCAGCUUGCCUACACGAUUCUUAUGAGAACUAAGACCGCAUCUGGAAAAGCUAUUAAUCUCAAGGGAAUCGCUAUUGGAAAUGCCUUUGUCGACUACAUAGCAAAUGCAAAGGGUACUAUUGAAUAUCUUUGGAGCCUUGCACUUUUCUCAGACGAAACAUUCUCAGGC